This is a messenger RNA of Lycium barbarum (goji berry), 2827 nucleotides long. RefSeq names its product pentatricopeptide repeat-containing protein At2g13600-like. Gene Ontology annotation, biological process: RNA modification. Bases 533 to 2728 code for a protein of 731 amino acids. Gene Ontology annotation, molecular function: protein binding; RNA binding. The transcript has a single exon. The record is from RefSeq and is a predicted model, not a curated record. NCBI's taxonomy places the organism in Eukaryota, Viridiplantae, Streptophyta, Magnoliopsida, Solanales, Solanaceae.
AUUUUUGAUACGUCUAGCCCGAGAGUCAGUCAAAAAAUGCCUUUUAAAACACUAAAUUUAACAAACACACUUAAAGUAAUAAGAGGUGUCUAGAUUGUCACUUUCUAAAUUAAGGUAUCAAACGAACAGUUUGAGUCUGUGUAUUCUGUCUCUCUUAAAUAUCAAGUAGCUUAAAAAAGAAUCAUAUCUUUUCAUAUUUAGUAAUACUUUAAUUUUAAAUUUUUCAUUUUAUCAUGUAGCCACAUAUCUAUAACUUUUUUAGAUUAUAAAUUUUAAAAAAAUUUAUUUAAAUUUUUAAAUUUUGUGUUUAGUCACUCGUAUAAAUUGAAACGGAGAGAGUAAUUCAUUUUUCAAACUACAGUGAUCGUAUAUUCUGUGUAAGCUUUGCAGAAGCUCAGCUCACUGUGUCAGUCUAACCGUCAGUUAACAUAUAGCAAGAAAAAGAACUCAAAAAUUGACACCAUCUUGAAAAUUCGUUUUUUUUUUUAACAGUUGGCGCCUUUUGUCUUGAAGGGAUAGUAAAUGCUAAGGAAUGAUUAUAAGACCAUCAUUUACGCGAACCUGGAAGCAUCACCGUUGGAAAGGGAGUUUGAGAUUUUGCUCAAACAUGUGCUACAAUAGUAAUAAUGCUUAUCCAGCAACGUCCAACGUUGUCUCCACUAACAUUUCCAUUACGAAACUAGCCAAAAAAGGUUCACUUCAACAAGCUCGAAACCUGUUUGACAAAAUGCCCGUGAGAACUGUUGUCUCAUGGAAUACCAUGAUUUCUGGUUACUCUCAAUGGGAAAAGUUCACUGAAGCUUUAACCUUAGUUGCAUUGAUGCAUAGCAGUUAUGUAAAGCUGAAUGAGUCUACUUUUUCCUCAGUAUUAAGUGUUUGUGCUCGAUCACAGUCGAUAAAUCGUGGUAAGCAAGUUCAUGGGCUAGUUUUGAAAUCUGGAUAUCAAAGUUUUGAGCUUGUGGGUAGUGCAUUAUUGUACUUUUACUCCACGUGUCAUGAAAUCGAAGAUGCGAGGGUGGUAUUUGAUGUAUUGCAUUAUGAGAAUGAGUUGUUAUGGAGCUUGAUGCUUGUGGGGUAUGUUAAAUGUAACUUGUUAACUGAUGCUUUGGAGUUUUUUAGGCAAAUGCCGACUCGUGAUAUUGUUGCUUGGACUACUUUGAUUUCUGGAUGCUCAAAGGUUGAAGGUGGAUGCCAGAAAGCUUUAGAGUUGUUUCGGUCGAUGAGAGAGGAUAAUAAAGUUGUCCCGAAUGAAUUUACGUUGGAUUGUGUUUUGAGGGUUUGUGGUAGAUUGGGAUCUUUAUAUGAGGGAAGGGCACUUCAUGGGUUGGUAGUGAAGUUUGGGUUUGAGUGGGAUCAUUCAGUUUCUGGUGCAUUGAUUGAUUUUUAUUGUAAUUGUGAGGUUCUUGAUGAUGCUAUGUUAGUUUAUAGUGCACUAGUUAAUCCUUCCUUAAAUGAUUCAAACUUGUUGAUUGGGGGGCUAAUUUCGGCGGGCAGGAUUGAGGAAUCUCGAUAUUUGUUUGAUGGAUUGAUCAAGCGGGAUCAUGUUUACAAUUUGAUGAUCAAAGGAUAUGCCAUGUCUGGUCAAGUAGAGGAAUCAAAACGGUUGUUUCUGGAGUUGCCAGAUAGAAAUUUAACUCCCAUCAAUACUAUGAUUUCUGUAUACUCAAGGAAUGGUGACAUUGAUAAAGCUGUAGAGCUUUUUGAAGAAGUGAAAGCACAAGAAAAUUCUGUUACCUGGAAUUCUAUGAUUUCAGGAUAUACCCAAAAUCAUCAACACGAGAGUGCGUUAAAGUUGUAUACAACCAUGAGAAGAUUAUCGAUUAGCCAAACUAGGUCAACAUUUUCUGCCCUGUUUCACGCGUGCUCCUGCCUUGGAUCACUUCAGCAAGGCCAAUUGAUUCACACAGAUUUAAUUAAGACUCCAUUCGAAUCCAAUAACUAUGUUGGAACAGCUCUUGUUGACAUGUACUCCAAAUGUGGGAGCCUUAAUGAUGCCCAAGCAUCCUUUCACAGCAUUGCAUUUCCUAAUGUAGCAGCAUGGACGGCUCUGAUUAAUGGGUAUGCACAUCAUGGGCUUGGCUCUGAGGCACUUGUACUUUUUCACCAAAUGUUAGAUGAAGGGAUCGAUCCUAAUGCAGCAACCUUUGUCGGUGUCUUACUGGCUUGUACUUGUGUGGGUUUGGUGGGGGAGGGCACAAGACUUUUCCACGUAAUGCAAGAACGAUAUGGUAUAGCACCUACUCUGGAACAUUACACGUGUUUGGUGGAUCUUCUUGGUAGAUCAGGCCAUCUACAUGAAGCUGAGAAGCUUGUUAACAGAAUGACUAUUGAACCAGACAGCGUUAUCUUUGUUGCGCUGCUUAAUGCUUGUUGGUUCUGGAUGGACGUGGAAGUUGGUGAGAGGGUGGCUGAGAAACUGUUCUCAUUGGAUCCCAAGUCUACAUCCGGCUGUGUUAUCAUAUCCAAUAUGUAUGCAGGAUUUGGCAGGUGGUGGGAGAAAAUGAGAGUGCGGAAAGCAUUGAAGAAACUGCAGUAUAAGAAGGAUCCGGGAUAUAGUUGGAUAGAACUAAACAACAAGGUUCAAUUUUUCUCUGUUGAUAAUAGAACUCAUCCUUUAUGUGAUAUAAUUUACUCAACUUUGGAAAACCUAACAGCGAAUGUGGAUUCCGAAAUUAAUUUUGAUUGUACUUCUUCAAAAUUAUAUGUGGAAAAUGAGUUACUCUCUUAGUUAAUCCUCCUGAUGGUAUUGCAUAGCAAUUAGCAUCCAUGGUGUGUGAUUGAUUUUAUUAGUUUUGUGUCACAAAAAAAUGCAACCAGCAUCAUGUAA